UAAAAGAUUAUCAUUUUGGGAGGUUUUGGGAGUUAAGCUACAAAUUAAAUAGAAAUAUCAGACCAGACAACACCAGAGAAGCAUAAAUACAGAAAAAAAGGUAUAGACAGACAACACAAACAUUAAGACACAACAUGAAUCCACGUAAAAGAUUUCCCGAUUUUUCGCGGCCACCGUCCCAUCCGUUGCCUGACUUUACACGUCGGCCGCCCAAUGACAGACAGCCUAAUCGGCCACUAAUAGUGAGGUCAAUAUUGCCAGAAGCCCAACGAUUGUUCCGACCGCCGCCACAACCCCAACGAGUGUCAGCAACACAGGAGUGGACAGGAGACGGCGGCAGUCAACUGGCUGCCAGACCGCGUGAAUUGCUUAGUAGGUCUCAAUCGGUGCCAACAUUUGGUUCGGGACGACCACCAAUCACUAAACCGCAUCCUUCGCUGGCAUCUUCUCCGUCCUCAUCGUUCACUGAUAGUUUCCCGGCAACAGCGGGAUCGUCGACAGCUCCCUGGACUGUUUCAUCGUACGACACCAGCAGUAGUCGGUCAUCAUCGCCAUCGUUGGAGAGAUCAAUUGGAACUCAGUAUCCAUCGCCAGAACCACCACCACCAGCAAGAAGAUCAAUGGGAACCCAAUAUUCGACACCAUCGCAGUCAAUGUACAACAAAAGUAAUCGGUCAUCAUCAACACCGUCACUAUAUCAGAGUCUAUCGUCACCGAUGUCCAGUCGACCUGCCUCUCGAUCACUAUCUGGUAGUAUUUCAUCAGUUUCGUCGCAAUCAAUCGGCCAACCAUCGGCCAGUUCAUGGAAUAGCCUACCGUCACCAAUGCGCGGUACGCCCAGUCCACCUCCUGCUGGCCGAUCACUAUCUGGUAGUAUUUCAUCGGCCAGUUCAGGAAGGAGUCUACCGUCACCAAUGCGAGGUACGCCCAGUCCACCAGAAUCAUCAAUUGAAUCUCGUCAAUACUGGCAACCGACUCCAUUGACCUACGAUCCAGAGUUACCCGAGUUUAGAGGACACGAUCAAAGACCAGUGACCAGUCGGGUGACACAAAUACCGGGUGAUCCACGUUUGAGUGGUUGGCGUGGUUGGAAAGGCUGGGACCGAGUGGGCAAAAUGACUCGCGGACGAUCCGACAAAUAUGAUCUGCAACGUCCAAAAAAUCUAACGCCUGACGGAACCGAUGAUCUCUGGACUGAUCCAUCCUUUGAACGGAUAAACAAAUGGGAAGCGUCCGGAAGUCGAGCGUAUAAACUACCGCAAGACGCGGAACAGUUCGUCUAUCGCGAACCCGAUCCCGAAAUCUUUCGUCAGAUGCCUUACCCGAUGCCUAAAAACGAGUAUAAGAGAAAAUUUGGUAAAAACAAGGGUUUGACUACAGCAGCGAAAAAAUUGCUUAGUGGUCGCAGAAAAAAACGUCGCGAUAGUGGUGCCGAUGCCGACCAAACGGCCGAAGAGAUACCUAUGAGUGGACAACCAAAACAAAUUCAAGACGAAGAAGAAGAAGAAGAAGUCAAUGACAUGUUUGAAAACUUUGAUCAAUGACGACGACGACGACGACGAUGACAUAUCUGUGUCCAACUGUAGCUGAUAUUUAAACUAAGUAUUAGUGGAUUUUUUUUGUGGACGAAAAAAAGGAUUCAGUUUUUUAAUUUAA
Molecule: messenger RNA, 1656 nt
Organism: Oppia nitens
Lineage: Eukaryota; Metazoa; Arthropoda; Arachnida; Sarcoptiformes; Oppiidae
Exons: 1
Coding region: 135-1544 (469 amino acids)
Source: RefSeq, a predicted model, not a curated record